UUCGUCGGGUGUCUGCUCUGCUCUGUUGUUUUGGGAGGCAAUUCGAGCGCUGUUUGGACUAUCAUCGCAUUUUUGUUUAGACUGCAGUAAGAAUACGGCAAAUCAUGGCUAGCAGAUUUGGAGUCAGUUUAUUGCGGCAACCGGCGAGCCGGAUAUUGCUCACCGCAGUGUCGUCUUCGUCAGCAAGACAGUUCACGAGCAUCGCGCGAAGCAGCAGCAGCUCGUUCGGCAGAGCUGCGGUCACAGUGCCGCUACAAAGGCAGUUUUCGUCGUCGGCGAUAAGUUGGCACGGCCAUGUUCACACGCCUGCGCCGGGAGAGGAGAUCCGGGUCACUUUUAUAACAAGAGAAGGAGAGCAGGUUGCUAUAGACGCUGCUGCCGGGGAUAAUCUUCUUGAUAUCGCCCAGGCGUAUGACUUGGACAUGGAGGGCGCCUGCGGUGGCUCUUGCGCGUGCUCGACUUGCCAUGUAAUCGUCGACCCAGAAUACUACGACCUCAUUCCCGAACCAGAUGAUGACGAGAACGAUAUGCUCGACCUGGCCUUCGGUCUCACUGAGACAUCACGCCUUGGAUGCCAAGUUACAAUGACAAAAGAGCUCGACGGGCUGAGAGUCGCGCUUCCCCAGAUGACCAGAAACCUACAGGCUCGCGAUUUCGAAAAGCGAUAAGCUCUACUUUAGAAAAAAUGUUUAAUAUCUCGUCUUCUCAUUUUUGACUUUGUGGCGUGUGGGCGACCUGGUAGAGAUGAUUCGUGCUUGGUGACAAGAGGUGAAGGUGGGUUGGAGCGAAACGGAAUCCAUAAUAUGUAGCAUAUAACACGAGUGCGGAAGCAAGUUGCAGACUGCUUCGACACCAGUUGUAAUUCCAGUCGGGUUUUUUGUAUAUAUUCAGAGGAGGUUCUCUACAUUGCAGA
Messenger RNA from Myxozyma melibiosi, 913 nucleotides. RefSeq names its product 2Fe-2S ferredoxin-type domain-containing protein. Gene Ontology annotation, molecular function: 2 iron, 2 sulfur cluster binding. The record is from RefSeq and is a predicted model, not a curated record. The coding region runs from base 105 to 668 and encodes 187 amino acids. Gene Ontology annotation, biological process: positive regulation of oxidoreductase activity; P450-containing electron transport chain. NCBI's taxonomy places the organism in Eukaryota, Fungi, Ascomycota, Lipomycetes, Lipomycetales, Lipomycetaceae. The transcript is spliced from 4 exons. Gene Ontology annotation, cellular component: mitochondrion.